GAGAAGAAGGUCAAGAGGCUCCGGGCGGGUGUUUUGUGACAAAGGCAAGACCCCAGGUCUGCUUAGAGCGAGGCAGGUAAAGGAGGCAGCCAGGUGGGCCCCACGCCGCUGGACAGUAUGGAUUAUAAAUCAAGCCUGAUCCAGGAUGGGAACCCCCUGGAGAACCUGGAGAAGCAGCUGAUCUGUCCCAUCUGCCUGGAGAUGUUUACCAAGCCGGUGGUCAUCUUGCCAUGUCAGCACAACCUCUGCCGGAAGUGUGCCAACGACAUCUUCCAGGCCGCAAACCCCUACUGGUCCAGCCGGGGUGGCUCGAUGUCCAUGACUGGAGGCCGUUUCCGCUGCCCGUCCUGCCGCCACGAGGUGAUCAUGGACCGCCACGGAGUGUACGGCCUCCAGAGGAAUCUGCUGGUGGAGAACAUCAUUGACAUCUACAAGCUGGAGUGCUCAAGUAGGCCCCUGCAGAAGGGCAGCCACCCUAUGUGCAAGGAGCACGAAGAUGAGAAAAUCAACAUCUACUGCCUCACGUGUGAGAUGCCCACAUGCUCCAUGUGCAAGGUGUUUGGAGCCCACCAGGCCUGUGAGGUGGCCCCGCUGCAGAGUGUCUUCCAGGGACAAAAGACGGAACUGAGUAACUGUAUCUCCAUGCUGGUGGCGGGGAACGACCGCGUGCAGACCAUCAUCACUCAGCUGGAGGACUCCAGUCGAGUGACCAAGGAAAACAGCCACCAGGUGAAGGAAGAGCUGAGCCAGAAGUUUGACGUGCUGUAUGCCAUCCUGGAUGAGAAGAAGAGUGAGUUGCUACAGCGGAUCACGCAGGAGCAGGAGGAGAAGCUCAGCUUCAUUGAGGCCCUCAUCCAGCAGUACCGGGAGCAACUGGACAAGUCCACCAAGCUGGUGGAGACAGCCAUCCAGUCUCUGGACGAGCCUGGUGGAGCCAUCUUCCUCUUGAGUGCCAAGAAACUCAUCAAAAGCAUUGUGGAAGCUUCCAAAGGUUGCCAGCUGGGGAAGACAGAGCAGGGCUUUGAAAACAUGGACUACUUCACUUUGGAUUUAGAGCACAUAGCAGACACCCUGAGGACCAUCGACUUUGGGACAGAUGAGGAAGAGGAAGAGUUCAUUGAAGAAGAUCAGGAAGAGGAAGAGUCCACAGAGGGCAAGGAAGAAGGACACCAGUAAGGAGUUGGAUGAGGAAGAGACCUCUAGAUGCAGAGAGACUGGGAAGGGUGGGAUGGGCCCAGCUGCCUUGGUGACAGGCCCAGGGUGGGAGGGGUCGGGGCCCCUGGAGGGACAAUGGGGAGGUGUGUCUUCUCUCUGCUCCUGAGAGCAGGGACUAGGAGUAGGACCCCCACCGCUGUGUCCAGCAGCCACUGAAGCAGAGUUGGAAAUGUGCUUGAAACAACCACACAGGACACUUUUCUACAUUGGUGCAAAAUGGAAUAUUUUGUACAUUUUUAAAAUGUGAUUUUUGUAUAUACUUGUAUAUGUAUGCCAAUUUGGUGCUUUUUGUAAAGGAACUUUUGUAUGAUAAUGCCCGGUCAUUGUGACUGGUGAUUGUUAGAUAGAGGGUAAUGUACUGUAUUUCAGUGUCUAUUCCUGACAGAGGGGAUGGUAACUGAGUUUGUUAUAUGUUGUUUCAAUAAAUGCACAGUGCUCUCUUCCUGUUAUUGCCAAAGGAG
Molecule: messenger RNA, 1676 nt
Organism: Eptesicus fuscus (big brown bat)
Lineage: Eukaryota; Metazoa; Chordata; Mammalia; Chiroptera; Vespertilionidae
Gene: TRIM63
Product: tripartite motif containing 63
Exons: 9
Coding region: 118-1176 (352 amino acids)
Molecular function (GO): zinc ion binding
Source: RefSeq, a predicted model, not a curated record